AGUGAUUCAGGAUACUGGACGCCAUCGCCAACCACGACGCAGUGGUGGACACCGACGACGACCUCAUACUGGUCGACCUGGACACCUACCUCGACGUACACCACAUGGUACACGCAGCAAAACGUCAUCGUUACCGUCACUUCCUACAUCCCCUGCCCGAUAACGUCGACGGUGGUCUAUUGGGAAUGCUGCGACCAGUGCCAGAACAAUUGCUACUACCCUCCCACGACGUACGUACCAGGCGGCUGGGUGGGCACUACGACAGUGACUUCCUACACGACCACGACACCAGGACCUCAGCCUCUAUCGACGAUCACGAGCAACGGGUUGGUCAUAGUGAUGGUCAAUUCGGACGUUGUCACGCAGAGCCAGACGCCGAGUAUCGUGUACCAAGUGAGCAAUCAAGCAGCGGCGCCCACGCAGGAGGGCGUCUGGCCCAGUUUCUGGUCGAUGGGCAUGCUGUUGGCGGCGACCGCGACGAUCAUGAUCCUGUUAUAG
Molecule: messenger RNA, 498 nt
Organism: Cladophialophora yegresii CBS 114405
Lineage: Eukaryota; Fungi; Ascomycota; Eurotiomycetes; Chaetothyriales; Herpotrichiellaceae
Exons: 1
Source: RefSeq, a predicted model, not a curated record